AUGACCGAAAAAGAAUCAAAUCAUCCAGACACAGAACUUGAAGAAGGAAAGAUAGAACAAGAAGAAUCAAAAACUAAUGCUCAUGAAACUUUAAAGGAAACAGAAGCUCAACUUGAAUCCGCUUUCAAAGAAGCGGCGGAUGAAAAGAGCGCUACUCCAAGUAAAUGGGAGCAAUGGAAGCCAUAUCUUCUCAAGUUUAGAGAGCCCAAAGUCAUAUAUACUAUUACAUUUAUCUACAUACUUCUAUUUUUAAUCAUUCUUUUAUGGAAAUUAAUAGCAUUUAGAAGGAGCAAAGUCGAAUACGAAACACCAAUUGGUUAUAUUUGGAAUAUGAAAUUCAAAAAUGAAAUUAUUAAGUAUAUUAACCAAAGACGCCAUGAUCAAUUCGUCAUUGUUCAUGGCCCCAAGGGUUACGGAAAAACUCGCGGAAUUAGAGUUCUCUCUUCUGAAUUGAUAAGUGAAGGUCGAACACCUUUCAUUUUUGAUUUCCAGAAGAUCAGUAAAACAGCAACAAAGAAAGAUGCACGCAAGGUUCUCCAAUCACAGCUUCUUAUGAACCUCAUGAAAAUUGAUGGACGAACAAUCGAUAUUCCAAUGGCUAAAGCCGUUCAACUCCUUACCCCAUUGACUGUUCUCAAGGAAACAGUUCCAAAGACAAUCCAUUUCCAAUUCAAAGACCAAAAUCUCCAGAAAAUCGCUUCACUUUUACUACAGAUUGCUUAUGGAUUUGAGAGGAAUCCAGCAACAACUAUGAACAACUUGUUUGAAGCAAUUGAUGCCCUUGCCGCUCUUAGACCUGUCAUAUUUAUCGUUUCUCCAGAAAUUUUAUUGAAUAACAACCACAAAGAAAUAUCAGACCUCUAUACUUCGAUUCUACAGAACCUCCGUUCCUUCGCUGAGGCCUAUAAAUCCACUCCAACUGUUACAGAAAUUUCAGAUCAGACAUUAGUUCCAGAGAUCUUAACAAUACCAUCCUGCAGAGCACUAUACCUUGGCGAGCUUCAAUUUGAGGAGGUUGAAUCUCUCUCAAAUGAUAAAUACUUCAAUUUAAACGAUGUCAAGAAGAUUUACAACAAAUUUGGAGGAUACGGUGGCGCAUUUGCUACUAUUCGUGAUAACAGACGCGAUGGAAUACCAAUACAAAGUACAAUCGAUGAAAUUGAUUUCAGCGAUAAAGAAUGGCUUUCAACUGUUGUUUAUUCUUCUAAAAAUGUCAAGAAGACUGUUGCUUACCUCAAGGAUGUUGCGUCUGUUAAGAAAGAUGUUUUGUAUAACCCAGAAAAUGAAGAAUGUUUUUACCUCGUCAAAUCUGGAAUUAUCUCCAUAUUAGAGGAUAACAAGCGCCUUACUUUCCAGUCUAAAUCACUCAAGGCUUUAUUUGAUUCAUCUUCAUUCUAA
Messenger RNA from Trichomonas vaginalis G3, 1398 nucleotides. RefSeq names its product P-loop containing nucleoside triphosphate hydrolases family. The transcript has a single exon. NCBI's taxonomy places the organism in Eukaryota, Parabasalia, Trichomonadida, Trichomonadidae. The coding region runs from base 1 to 1398 and encodes 465 amino acids. The record is from RefSeq and is a predicted model, not a curated record.